CCAUGCAGGAUCAGAUCUAUGAAUUCAGCCUCAUCUUUACUGUGACACUUUUAUCCACAUUCAAAGGUACUUCUGGACUGACUAUAUACCAGAGCCCAUCAGUUACUGGCAGGGAAGGGGACACUGUUAUACUGAACUGCACUUUGUCAGUGGUAGGGCUGGGACCUGUCCGAUGGUACAAGGGGGACAAUCAGCAGCAGCUCAUGUACUCACAGCUCACAAGUGAUAAACCAGAUCCACGAGUAAUGAUAGCUGUACAAGAUAAUGCAACAAGAAACAUUGAUCAUUCCAUCAGAUUUACAAAUAUCACCUGGGAUGAUGCUGGGAUGUAUUACUGUGUGAAGUUUAAAUCAGACAAAGUAAAUGUGUCUGCAGCAGGAAAUGGAACCCAACUUUAUGUGACCCGACAACCUUUCCAUCCAGUAGUUUUUGGACCAAGUGGGCAAGUUCUGAUUGACACAAAUGUGACAUUAAGCUGCAACUCUGCAGGAUUCUCCCCGCCGAACAUCACCGUGACUUGGUGGCAGAAUAACAGAGAGAUUCAAGGGUCUAAAUCUGAAGUUAAUUUCAGUGAUAAAAACAACACAUAUCAAGUACAAAGUAACAUCACUGUGCAAGCAAAAAUCGACUCACCUGUUAUCUGCAGAAUUAAUCAUACAGCAUUAGGCCAACCUAUAGAAUCCAACUAUACGAUAAUCAAUAUUGUAAAACGUAAGUUUUAUGUUCUGUUUUGGUAUUAUAAAUAA
Protopterus annectens (West African lungfish) is the source of this 746-nucleotide messenger RNA. RefSeq names its product tyrosine-protein phosphatase non-receptor type substrate 1-like. Gene Ontology annotation, cellular component: plasma membrane. The record is from RefSeq and is a predicted model, not a curated record. Lineage: Eukaryota; Metazoa; Chordata; Ceratodontiformes; Protopteridae. Bases 3 to 746 code for a protein of 247 amino acids. The transcript is spliced from 3 exons.